AUGCAGGUAUCACAACAAUCUCUUGAUUUUGCUGCUGAAAAUCAUCUGCCAUCGAUACAAAUUGAGUUGGAACCAAAAGUGAAACAACAACCAGAAGGAGUUAAAUUGGUAAAUGAAUUUUUCAAACAUGUAGAAACAAAAUUUCGUGGCGAUAAUAAUAACAGAAGUAAAUUAUUGGCAUUUGAUUAUUGGUAUUUAGAGAAACAAGGAGAUUUGAUUUGUUUUACAAAAGAUGUUGAUCUAUUUGUUUAUUUCUGUAAUAAAGAUAAUUAUCCAGAUAAAGUGUUAAAUAUUAAUUUGAAGCCAAUAUUGCCAAACGCCUUCCAUCACAAUAUUCUAUUAUGCUGA
This is a messenger RNA of Didymodactylos carnosus, 348 nucleotides long. The record is from the annotation of a GenBank genome assembly. NCBI's taxonomy places the organism in Eukaryota, Metazoa, Rotifera, Eurotatoria, Philodinida, Philodinidae.